ACCACGCCUUUCAUUCCCACCCAAACCAAUUGCUUGCUAUCUUUUCUUCUCUCUUCCCUGCUCUCUUUCUCUUCUGCAAUAAAACAAACACCUCCACCUCAUCCAAAAUUCUCAUUCAGAAUUUUUCACAAACAGCUUGUGCGCAUCGUCUCCAUCGCUCCAAAGGUUUAUAGUAGAAUACUCGAUCAAAGAGGUUGUAAAUUUACCAGAAAGAGAGAGAGAGAGAGAGAACUUUCUUUCUUUUGUUUUCCAUGGCGUCGUUUAUUUCAAACUUGGAAUCCAAUCUAGAUGCCUCCAUAGAUUCCAACCGCAAAAAGAGAAGGAAAAUCGAAGGUCUCUCAACGGAGCAACGUCCAUCUCUUAAUUCCGAAACCCGAACUGCCAGAUGGAGAUCCGACACCGAGCAGCUGAUCUACUCCUCCAAGCUUGUCCAAGCUCUCCGCCAAGCUCGUACGAAUUCUUCGCCAGCGGAGAAGUUCUCCGGCACUAGACGCGUGAGGGACACCGCCGACCGAGUUCUCGCCUUGGCGGCCAAAGGUACAACCCGAUGGAGCCGAGCGAUUCUGGCCAGUCGACUCAGGUUGAAUAGAAACCUCCAUAAAAGGAAACAUAGGAAGGCCAAGGUGUCAAGGCCUAACAGGUUACCGAAGACGGAGGUGAGGAAGUUACCGCCCAUGCAGAAGAAAGUCCAAGUUCUCGGCCGGUUGGUUCCCGGUUGCCGGAAACUUUCUUUCCCGAACCUUCUAGAAGAAGCCAGCGAUUACAUAGCUGCUUUGGAGAUGCAGGUGCGCGCCAUGACCGCUCUCACCGAGCUUCUCGCCGGCACGCCAAACUCCACUCUAAUAAACUCCUCCUCCUCCUCCUCCUCGAGCUGACCACCCAAAAAAAAAAAAAAAAAAAAGAAAAAGAAAAAAAAAAUCUACCGCCGGAGCUGGGCUUCGUUGUGCCAGGUGGCUCUUUAUUAUUUUUAUUUUUUUGAAAAUAUUUUUAUUUUUAUUUAUGAAGUUUUUAAUUUUUUUUUUUUUUUUUUUAAGACUCAUGUAUUUUAUUUGUAUACACGCCUUUUUCCUUCUUUUCAGCUCCACUAUCCCUAUUAUUUAUUUAUUUA
Messenger RNA from Ziziphus jujuba (common jujube), 1108 nucleotides. Its product is annotated as transcription factor bHLH149. The transcript is spliced from 2 exons. Gene Ontology annotation, biological process: regulation of DNA-templated transcription. NCBI's taxonomy places the organism in Eukaryota, Viridiplantae, Streptophyta, Magnoliopsida, Rosales, Rhamnaceae. Gene Ontology annotation, molecular function: protein dimerization activity. The record is from RefSeq and is a predicted model, not a curated record. The coding region runs from base 252 to 875 and encodes 207 amino acids.